CAUGUAAUUUACUGUCAUCAUUGAAUCAGAAAUCAGUAGCAAAAUGGCGGCCUCCGGUGGCUUUUCGUUCGGCGGACAGUCAGCUGUAAAUACGACAGGAACAGGGAUAUUAGGUGGACAAACUGGUGGAGGCUUCAGUUUUGGAAGUCAAGGGGCUGGAAAAAAUUCUACUCCGGGAACUGUUGGAGGUGGAUUUAGCUUUGGCACUUCAGCGACACCAACCCAACCAGUUUCUAAUACUGGAUCGUUUUUAGGCACUCCAAACACUACUUCAACUACUGGCCUAACUUCUGGAGGAUUCAAGUUGGGUGGUCAAGGGUCCACAAGCCUAAAUCUUGGUGGUGCUAAAACCACUGGACAAGUGGCACCAACACUGAAGCUUGGUGGUACUGCAACCUCUACAGCUAUAACUACAGCUUCCCUGGGAGGUCUUUCAUUUUCUGCUAAAACAACUGCAAACAGUUUAACAUUAGGAGGCACAACCAACGCCUUAUCUGGAACAACAGGAGCAGGUCUCACUUUAGGAGGAGCAGCAGGUAUAGGUGGUCUCGGAACAGGUGGCCUUGGAACUGGUGGCCUGGGUACAGGUGGUCUUGGUACAGGUGGACUUGGAACUGGUGGGCUGGGUACAGGUGGUCUUGGUACAGGUGGGCUUGGAACUGGUGGCCUGGGUACAGGUGGUCUUGGUACAGGUGGGCUUGGAACUGGUGGCCUGGGUACAGGUGGUCUUGGUGCAAAAAAACCUCCUAGUCUUGGAGCCGGAUUAGGACUUGGAGGAACAGCGGCACUCCUUUCUGUCAGUACAGCUAGUAAAGGAUUAGGAGGGGUGGAUCCAGCUUCAUUGAAAACUACUACAGUCAACACUACUAAUGGAGCCUCUAGUACAAGUAAAGCUGUUAAAGAAACAUCGCUACCAAAUGAAAUUUGUGUAACAGUAAAUGAAUUCAAAGAGUAUGUGAAAAAACAGAAGGCCAUACGUGAGGAGAUCGGCCGUUUCUCACCGAAGCCGAUGCACAAAGUGAAAGAAGACAUGCUAGCUCUACGUCAACUGCUGUCCGUUGUUGGCAACAGUCUGCAGCGGAACACCAUGGCAAUCUAUAAGCUUAAGACGGACUCGGCAUAUGAACUAAAGAAUGCCGACAUGGCGCACCGAACCCAUGACAUACCCCGUGCCUUGCAGAUGGACCAUACCGCCCCUGCAGAAUAUUUCCAGAGACUUAUUCAGAAUUUUGAAGAGCAGAUGCAGCUGUGUCAUCAAGAAAUUGAGCAGAUAGAGAGCCACCUGUUGUCACUCACAAGGCCUGCCAGCUACACACCCCAAGAUAUUUCCUUAAUAAUGAUUAAGAUGAAUGAAACAUUUGUUGCUUUAGCUGCCAAACUCCAGACUGUGCAUGAAGCAGUCAAGGCUCAGAAGGAGCAGUACCUAAACUACAGACGUGUAUACCACGACGACACUCAAGACAUAUUUGCAGCCAGACGUAGACAGGCAGACAAGCGUACCAAGGUACCCGUAGUGCCCACAGGGCCAGGCCUGUUCGACAACAACUCAUACGCCACGGCUAUAGCAAUGGCAGCUGCUAUGCAGUCGGCUCAGAAGCCUUCAGGUCUUGCAACUGGUGGGUUAGGAUUUGGCUUUGGGGCUGGAGGUACAACAGCUACUGGAGGUGCUGGGUUUGGUGGAGCAGGACUGUUUGGAUCUACAAAUCCUGGCCUAGGUACCGGAGGGAGUAUGAUUCGACCCCUUAGUAACCAGACCACUAGUGGUUUUGGGUCUGGUUUUGGAAAUGCAGCAAAAACCGGAUUUGGUGGUACGGGGAACACAUUUGGCACAAGCACUGGUUUUGGAACCAGCACUGGUUUUGGUAAAACAUCUGGUUCAACGUUUGGCUCCUCAGGUUCAUCGUUCGGUACAUCUGGCUUGACACUUGGCAGUGGAUUGCCCUCAUCUAACAAACCGACUAACCUCUCUCUUAGUGGUAGCUUAAGCGCCGGACCAACAUCUACCGGAUUCCCAGGAUUUGGAAGCUCUAUUACGGGUAAAAAACGUGGAUUUUGACAACGCCAUCACAUCCAGUUAUAAAUUACUAUUUUGUAUACAAUGAUGUCUUAUUAGUGCAUAUGUAUAGCAAAUAGAUAUUCUUUAGUGCAGAUGCAUCAACCACAACAUUAUGCUUUUCUUAAUCUACACAAUAAAUAAAUCAAAUUUUAAAAAGUACUCGGGCUAUUUUACUUUCUGUUGUCAUGCUGGAAAACUAAUGUUUAUUUUUUGGCACAGUGCCAAAAUGCUAAAUGAAAAUGUGUGUAUUUACUCCUGCAUCUAAAAUCUAUUAUCAGAAAAAAUGAAAAAAUGAUUGAUUGAUUAUAAAAUGUUCAAAUCUAUGAAUUUCAUCAAAAUGUUUUUUACAUGUUUUUAAAGCCUUUGCCAUUAAAAAUACUUAGUCUUAGAAA
Molecule: messenger RNA, 2448 nt
Organism: Anneissia japonica
Lineage: Eukaryota; Metazoa; Echinodermata; Crinoidea; Comatulida; Comatulidae
Product: nucleoporin p58/p45-like
Exons: 10
Coding region: 44-2056 (670 amino acids)
Biological process (GO): nucleocytoplasmic transport
Cellular component (GO): nuclear pore
Molecular function (GO): structural constituent of nuclear pore
Source: RefSeq, a predicted model, not a curated record